CCGGAUGACGCACCGUGCUCUGAUUGGUCCAGAGCGCCAGCAGCAGGCCUGUAGUUCUCAGCUUGUCUGCGGCCUCUCAACACUUCUACUCGUUUAGCCUCAUUGAGAACUAACUUUACAACAUUUAAGGAUUUCUUUGCAGCAAAACAAGUUUACUACUUUGUGGACCAUGUGGCGGUGAAGACGGAGCAACAACCCUGGCAGGAUAUAUCAUUUAUUACACUGCAUCUUUGACUGAGUUGAAUUGAAACUCAACAACAGCAAGGAGAAAAGAGAGCUAGCAUAGUUAGCUUAGCUAUGCUAUGCUAACGAUGCUAGCUACGCUAACCAGCGUGCUAUUCACUUCCUUGUUGCACAUUGGAGAGAAUAAGUUUGUGAGUUGUUCUACCUCCACUUUAACACUAUCUGGUUAAUAUGUUACAUGUUUGCAUUAAGUGCAACCAUACAGAAGAAGAGGGUUUUGUAUUUUAGAGGAGCUAAUGUCUAGCUAGCUGGACACAGUUAGCAUAGUUAGCUUAGCAGAUCUGGGAGAUUACAAUGGUUGGACUGUCUCUAUAAGUAAACACCAUAUUGUGGAUAUAAGUGUCAUGAAUUAACUGACUUUGUCUUGAAGCUUGAAAAGGAGCUGGCUUUGUAAUGCUUAAUUGUGAAUUAGCUUAACUAGCUCUGUUAACACACAGCUAGCACAAAUGUUUUGUUCCACGACAAAACAAGGAAGUGUAUAAUAUAUAAAAGGAUUAUUAUAUUCCUUUAAACGUGGCUUUUAGGUGUUUAUUUAGUUAGAUAGAUAGAUGCCUAAUCCAGAGGUGGUGAGGGAGGGUAGAGGAAGGAGUCCUUCUGCUCAGAGGACUGCUAACAGGCAGGACAGGAGGAGUAAACCUGGGAGCAGUGCUGCUCCUCCUGCUGCUCCUGCUGCUCCUGCUGCUGCUGCUCAGAGAGACAGACACCGAGAGAAGAGGAGAUCUUCGGCUUCCAGGAGGAAGAGACGCAGACAGGCCAGGGGGAGAGACUUGGGGCAUGCAGGUGCAGCAGGAGACAAUGACCGCAAAGACACUGAACUUCGGACAUUGGUUGAGUAUGAUGAUGUGAGCUCCCAGUCUGAGAGAUUCUCUGGGAGCCCAUCUCCCAAACAUAACCCCCAUGCUGACAGACUCUCAGUGGACCGACUUAGUGACUUUGGUGAGUAUAAUGGAUCCCCAGACAGAAGUCACCAGAGAGUGUGUAUCAGCAAGGACAGACAAACAAGAGGACCAUCUGGGAGGAGCAAACAGGAGAAGGAGACAGCCAGGAAAAAGGACCACCAGAGCCGAGAGAGAGACCCCUCAAAAGCUAGAAGUGGAGCUAGUCUUAGUGGCUCUAAAAACCACAGAGACACUACAAGGAGCAAUGACAGGAACGGUAAAAAGACAUCUCAGUCCUCGCAAUCUGCAGAUUCAAAAAAGGAUUCAAAAAGUCACAAAAGUAAAACAAGAUCCGAGAAAGAGCCCCCGUCUGCGUACAGAGAUGCUCCACAAUCUUACAGAGAUGACCGAAGCGAAGACCUCAGGGCGUACAAGAGAAGUCCUGGUUUCAAAGGAGAAAGUCCCUAUGGGACGUCCUAUUCGUAUAGCUACCAGUCUCCUGGUGGUUAUAACCAGCAAAUAUCUAGAAGAAGUCCAACUUAUGGGAGCAAAAGACUUUCUCCCAGUUCCGCGUAUUACAGCCGGGAUGCAGAUGGGUACGGGGCAUACGGUGUGACAAAGUCACCCAGUUCCUACUCCAGCAACAAAAGGAAGCGAUCCCCAGCGAGCCCGGCAAACUGGCGUAGGUCCCCGAGUUAUGGUCGACACAGUCCAUACGAACAAGGAGAGUUCGGUUCAAGUCCGUACGGGAACCGCAGGAGAUCACGAAGUCCGUACAGGAAGUCCCUGAGCCCGAGUCCAGACGUCAGGCGAUCUGCUCGGUCACGUAGCAGAAGUCCAUAUUCAUCCACAAGGCAUUCACGCUCUCGCAGCCGUCACCGCCACUCUCGCUCCCGCAGCCGCCCCUCUAGCCUCUCGCCGAGCACGCUCACCUUCAAAACCAGUCUCGCUGCCGAACUUAGUAAGCAGAAAAAGGCUAAAGCUGCAGAAGCAGCCAAGCAAGCCAAGAACUCCAGCAACACAUCUACUCCAACCAAGGGUCCCUUGUCGGCUCAUCAGCCCAGCCCGAAGCCCAAUCACACGUCCAGGAAGGGUCGUCCUCCAUCUCCACCACAACCUGAGAAAGGACCCAGAACGCCGACGUCAAUCCAGCCACAGUCCCCCUCUGAUAGGACGUCCAAGAGGACCACUGAGCAACAGACCAGCAGGGACAGAGAUGGAAAGGGUAAAGAUGACUCUGUUCAUCGGGACAAAAGGAAAGCACCAGCAUCUGGACCGAGCAAAGACAAGGAACGAGCCACCAGUUCACUCAUCUCUGCUCUAUCAUCCCUACCACUGCCCCUAAGCAUUCUUGAGCACAUGGAUAAAGGAGAAAGCUUGAAGGACAGCUUGCUCUCAGGGAAGAAAAAGUUGGAGAAAAAGGCCCGUCAGCUUCUUGCCGACUUGCCUCUCCCCCCUGAACUUCCUGGUGGCACGUCUUCCCCGCGCAGCCCGCCCGACGACAAAAAGUCCCAAACACCUCGCCGAAGACCCAAAAUUUGUGGCCCAAGAUACGGCGAGAUUAAGGAAACUGAGAUAGACUGGGGCAAACGUUGUGUGGACAAGUUUGAGAUCAUUGGGAUCACAGGGGAGGGCACCUACGGUCAGGUGUACAAAGCGAAAGACAAAGACACUGGUGAAAUGGUGGCUUUGAAGAAAGUCCGUCUGGACAAUGAAAAGGAGGGCUUCCCAAUCACGGCCAUCAGAGAGAUUAAGAUUUUGCGACAACUCAACCACAAGAGCAUCAUCAACAUGAAGGAGAUCGUCACGGACAAGGAGGAUGCUCUCGAUUUCAAGAAUGAUAAAGGUGCUUUCUACCUUGUAUUUGAAUACAUGGACCACGACCUGAUGGGUUUGCUCGAGUCUGGCCUGGUCCAUUUCAACGAGAGCCACAUCAAGUCUUUCAUGCGACAGUUGCUGGAGGGCCUUGACUACUGCCACAAGAAGAACUUUCUGCACAGAGACAUCAAGUGCUCCAAUAUUCUGCUCAAUAACAAAGGUCAAAUAAAGCUUGCUGACUUUGGUCUGGCUCGGCUGUAUAACUCUGAAGAGAGUCGUCCAUACACCAAUAAAGUGAUUACACUAUGGUACCGUCCCCCAGAGUUACUUCUGGGAGAAGAACGGUACACGCCGGCUAUCGAUGUGUGGAGCUGCGGAUGCAUUCUUGGAGAACUGUUCACAAAGAAACCAAUUUUUCAAGCCAAUCAGGAGCUUGCCCAGUUAGAGCUCAUCAGCCGAAUAUGCGGCAGCCCCUGCCCCGCCGUCUGGCCAGAUGUAAUAAAACUUCCCUUCUUCAACACCAUGAAACCAAAGAAACAGUACAGGAGGCGGUUACGAGAGGAGUUUGCUUUCAUCCCUCCGUCUGCCCUGGACCUGUUUGACCACAUGUUGAACUUGGACCCCAGCAAACGCUGCACAGCCGAACAAGCGUUGGGCAGCGAGUUCCUCAAGGACGUGGACCCAGACAAGAUGCCCCCACCAGAUCUUCCGCUGUGGCAGGACUGUCACGAGCUGUGGAGUAAGAAACGCCGGCGACAGAAGCAGAUGCCAGAGGAAGCGGCCGCCCCUAAGGCGCCCCGUAAAGAGCUGGGCCUUGACGACAGCCGUAGUAACACUCCCCAGGGUUUCCCUGCUCCUGGAGGUGUUAAAGCUCAGAAUACGGCUGCUUCUGCGCUGCUGGACCCAAAGGGUCCACACUCCCAGUUGACUCAAGAGCAGCUAGCGGUCCUCCUGAACUUUCUUGGCCAGUCCAAGAGUUCAGUCAACACGGCCCAGUUUGUCCAGUCCAUGGGCACAAAGGUCAAUCAGGAAACGUUACAACAGCUCUCCAAAGCGCUCGCUCCCACCGACCCAGCUGAGCCUCCUCCUCAACCUACGCCGGCCAAGCCUCCCCAGCCAGCUGCUCCUGUAGGCGUGCCCCGAACACCCCCGAUGCCCAAGCCUCCGUCACCCCCCAUGUCUGCGCCGUCGGGUAUUCCAGAAGGAGAGGCCGCAGCCGCCACGCAGACGGCCAUGACCAUGCUGCUGGCCCAGCUCCUCCAGGCUCAGCAGGCCCAGAGGCAGGAACCGAGUGAUGGUGGAGAGGGAGCGGAGAGCACCAACCCUGCAGGAGGAGCAGCAGGAGGGCAGCCUCUACCUCCAGAGGUCAAACAGCCUCCAGAGCCCAGCCCAGUCUCUCCAGUGUCUGAAGUAGGUGGCGUGUCCAUCCUGCCGCCAGACCAGAGACCACCUGAGCCUCCAGAGCCACCUCCACACGCUGACCUGGACUACCGGCAGCCUCCACCUGAACCCAAGACCGGCCACGCUCCGCCUAUUGCAUCUGCAGGUGGAGGCGAUGGAGGGAGACCCCCAGAGCCAGACUACCCCCCUCUCCCUACUGCAGAGGGGCCCGGAUACGGCGGAGACUACAUCCACCCACCUCCGCCUCCCUUCACUCCUGCAGGGUUUGGGGACGGCUACAUGGGUCACAUGUUGGGCGGAGGCCUGCCACCUCACGCUCUGAGGGAGGUGUUUAGCGGACCUGGCCAGGCUGCUAGCUCCUCGUCGUCUGCAGGGGUUCACCAAGACCCCUACCCUCCAGGAGCCACCGGACCCGGCAGCAUGGUGUUCACUGGGGACCAGGACCACCGUUUUAAGUACAAUCACAGCCCUUUACCUGUGGAGGGACAGCCUAACCCUAUCCACAUGUACAACCACGCCAUGGCUAGAAAGGAUGGUUUACCUCCUCACCCGCCCAUCCCAGCGCCAGGACAACCCUGGGGCUCCCCUUCCCAAGUGGGGGCUCCGCCACUACCCCUCGGCUUUGUCCCACACGUGAACUCUACAGCAACAAUCAGGGGACGAGGCCUGCCUUUCUGAGAGACUGGAAAUAGGAAAUUGUGACAAUGGACAAAAGGCAGGAGGACUCAGUUUAGAGCCUGGAGCCUCUCAGGCCAGACCAGAGGGAUCUGGAGAUGCACACUCAGUUUGUAAUAAAUCUGUGUCAGGCGUUUUAUUCCUCCUCAGUCUGGAAUGUGGAGUACGUUGCAGAAGGACAGCCGAAUAACACCGGAGGAGCUUUUCUUGCUCAUACCAUUUUCCUAUUUUUUUGUAAUCUAUUCUGCUGUCUUUUAAAUUAAACUUUUACCUUUUUUGAGUGUACAUUUAUCAGGCCGGGUACAUUUUAAAUCUCUACCUUAGCCUUUCUGUAAUUGCUCCAGGGCAGACUAGUAUUAAUGUUUUGCACUACUGACUGAAGUAGGCGGAAACUAUUUUAGCUAUGAAAGGAAAUGGAUGGUGUGCUUUAUCUGCACAAUUAGGAAUAAGACCAGUAAUGUAGUGUCCUCUUUUUAUUAUGUUGAAACAAUGAUGGCUCAGUUUUAUUCGGUUGAUGGCGCGUAUAGGGAGCUAUUUGAGGUAUAAGGACUGUUAGUUCCAGACAGAGAGGUAGCACUUCAAAAUCUGAUCCGACUUCAUGGAGAAAGGCUGUUUUCACUUUAAAUUCCACAUGCCUUUUUGCCGAUAGGUGUUGUAAAAUCAUGAACAAAACAAAAAACACAACCCGAGUUCAAAAACUGUCUUUUUUUUUUUGUACUAAACUGAUUUUGUCCCUCUCCCUCCUCCUUUGGCAAAUGUUUAUUAAAGAAAUGCCAACAACGUA
Sebastes umbrosus (honeycomb rockfish) is the source of this 5799-nucleotide messenger RNA. RefSeq names its product cyclin-dependent kinase 13 (gene cdk13). The coding region runs from base 792 to 5018 and encodes 1408 amino acids. The record is from RefSeq and is a predicted model, not a curated record. Gene Ontology annotation, cellular component: nucleus; cyclin/CDK positive transcription elongation factor complex. The transcript is spliced from 14 exons. Gene Ontology annotation, molecular function: RNA polymerase II CTD heptapeptide repeat kinase activity; cyclin-dependent protein serine/threonine kinase activity; ATP binding. Lineage: Eukaryota; Metazoa; Chordata; Actinopteri; Perciformes; Sebastidae. Gene Ontology annotation, biological process: positive regulation of transcription elongation by RNA polymerase II; protein phosphorylation; transcription elongation by RNA polymerase II.